UAACUUCUUUUUUUUUUUUUUUUUUGAUGAAGAAGCGGAAAUAAGUACUCACCUUUCCUUCAUCUUCGGGGCAACGCUUGGUUGACCGGCCGUUAAGGGGAGAGAGAUUUAGAGAGAGAGAGAGAGAGAGAGAGAGUUGUAGAGAGAUUUGUAGAGAGAGAUUAAUUGUCGGGUGGAGGCGUUGACCAAUUAUUCCGGCGCAGAGCGUACGCACGUGCCAGUUCCCGCUACGUCCUCGCACACGCGUGUCACCCACCACGGUACAUCCUUAAUUAUUUGAUGAACACUUCUCAUACUCUCACAAACAUAAAAAAGUUUUGAUUGGUUUUAAUUACUAAAGAGAGGAGGAGGAGGAGAAGGGGAUAACAAUGGAGGGGAAGAGGAGGCUCACAAUUAAAACAAGUGAGGAUAUGGAGAAGGAUAAGGAAAAGGAGAUGGCUAAAAAGUUGGAUUUGAGUGGCAUGUCACUUGACUCACUCCCUAAUCCCUCCAUUAAUUUGGGUCUCAUCACCAAAGUGGAUCUCUCCAAUAAUAAUCUUGAGAGCAUUCCCGAAUCGCUGACGGCGAGGCUGCUGAACGUGGUGAUGCUCGACGUGCACUCGAACCAGCUGAAGUCGCUGCCGAACUCCAUCGGAUGCCUCUCCAAGCUCAAAGUCCUCAACGUGUCCGGCAACCUUCUCGAAACCCUCCCCAAGACCAUCGAAGAUUGCCGAGCUCUAGAGGAGCUGAAUGCCAACUUCAACAAGCUGAUCAAACUCCCGGACACCAUGGGCUUCGAGCUGACAAACCUGAAGAAGCUCUCCGUCAACUCGAACAAGCUGGCGUUCCUACCCUACUCGACCUCCCACAUGACUGCGCUCCGCGUCCUCGACGCCCGACUCAACUGCCUCCACUCCCUCCCCGACGGCCUCGAGAACCUCGUACGCCUCGAGACCCUCAACGUCAGCCAAAACUUCCAGUUCCUCCAGUCCCUCCCCUACGCCAUCGGCCUCCUUAUAUCCCUCGUCGAUCUCGACAUCAGCUACAAUAGGAUCAGCGUCCUCCCGAACUCAAUGGGGUGCCUGUGCAAGCUCCGCAAGCUCCAGGCGGAGGGCAACCCCCUCGUCUGCCCGCCCAUGGAGGUCGUGGAGCAGAGCGUCGAGGCUGUGAGAGAGUACCUGAGCGCAAGGAUGAACGGAACCGCAACAUACCCGACGCCGGUUAAGGGCGGGUCGUGGUUCAGGAAGUUGGUGAAGUGCGGGACAGUUAGUGGCGGGAUGAUCCCGAGCAGCCUGGGGUUGAGGGAAGAGCACGACGGGCUUCUGAUGCCCGACUAUCAUCCAAUCGACGGGCUCGCAUCGCCGAGAUACUCAGGCACGUUCUCCCCACGCCGGCUUUUCUCCCCGAGGAGAAAUUCGCUGAGGAAGUAGAAUGGUCUGCGGAUUAAGGUCUGUUUCUCCCAUCUAGUUAUGGGAAAUGGGAGCUUUCGUAGGGCAUUUGUUCAGAUGGAUGCUCAUAGGAUUACUAUGAAGCAAGGAUGUACAGAAUUGCUGUGCAUAGUAGUUUUCUUUAUGGUAGGGUUGUGGGAGAGCAUAAACCAAAGUAUGGUGCUUCUUACAAACGAUUGAUCUGUUAGUAAAAUGUGCAGAGUUGUUAAAACAUCUCUGAGAAUUUCCUUGCUAUUGAAUUAUAUUGAAUGUGUCAAAAACUUGCGAUCUUUAUAUACAACUUUUCUUGCUAA
This is a messenger RNA of Ananas comosus (pineapple), 1720 nucleotides long. Its product is annotated as plant intracellular Ras-group-related LRR protein 1. The transcript has 5 exons. Gene Ontology annotation, molecular function: protein binding. The record is from RefSeq and is a predicted model, not a curated record. Lineage: Eukaryota; Viridiplantae; Streptophyta; Magnoliopsida; Poales; Bromeliaceae. The coding region runs from base 369 to 1409 and encodes 346 amino acids.